AUUACAUAUACGCACAUUACAUAUACUGUUUAUACAUUUUCACAUUCCCAGUCAAUAUCUUGCACAUUAUUUCUGAACUCAACUGCUCUCUUCUGUAAAAUGUUAUUGUCUGUAAAAUGUUAUUUAUAUAUUUGUACCGCCUGUCUUUUGCAGUAGUUGUAUUUUUCUUACUUUGAUACUUGUUUUUCUCUCGUCUUCUGUUUUUUUAUUGUCAUGCACCACAACAACAAGGUAAAUUUCUUAUAUGUGCAAACUUACAUGGCAAUAAAUCUGAUUCAGCUACUACAAAUUUGAUGGUUUUGUAGGCUUUACUUGAGUAUUUCCAUUUUCUGAUACUUUUACUUCCACCCCACUACAUUCCAGAGGAGAAUAUUGCUUUGACCUACAUUUAGCUGAUAAGUAACAUUUUGAAUGCGGGACUUAUAUUUCUGAUGAGCACUUUUACAUUGUGGUAUUGACACUUUUAAUUGAGUAAAGGGUCUGAAUACUUUUUUCACCACUGAGCACUGUCUCUCGUAGGCUACUGAAAAGUGCCACACACUGACGCCACCACAUAGUCUUGUUCAUCAGGACUGGGUCGCAUAAGCUCCAGGAUUCAUGGAGCCCUCUCAGUGCGAGUCCUCGGCUCUGGAGCGCUUACCUUUCAACAACAUCGCACUGAACAGGCUGCCGGUGGAUGACUCGGAGGAGCCCGGGUCCCGGACCGUCCCGGCGGCGUGUUUCUCCCGAAUUCGAGCUCUUCAGCCGCUAGCGCGCCCGACCUUCGUGGCUCUAUCCCAGUCAGCGCUGGCUCUGCUCGGCCUGGGAGUGCAGGAUGUGCUGAGUGAUCCUCUGGGCCCGGAGUAUUUGAGUGGCUCCCGGCUGCUGCCGGGCUCCCAGCCGGCUGCGCACUGUUACAGCGGUCACCAGUUUGGGCUGUUUGCGGGUCAGCUGGGAGAUGGAGCGGUGAUGUACCUGGGGGAGGUAGAGUCCGUCACCCAUGGGCGAUGGGAGAUUCAGGUGAAAGGUGCAGGAAUCACACCUUACUCCAGAGAUGGUGAUGGCAGGAAGGUGCUUCGCUCCAGCAUCAGAGAGUUCUUGUGCAGCGAGGCCAUGGCUGCCCUGGGGAUACCCAGCACCCGUGCAGCCUCCCUUGUGACCUCUGACCUCUAUGUCAGCAGGGAUCCUCUGAACAGUGGCCAGCGCAUUGAUGAGCGCUGCUCAGUUGUCCUGCGUCUCGCCCCUUCCUUCAUCAGGUUUGGAUCUUUUGAGAUAUUUCUGGGCCGAGAUGGAUUCUCAGGCCUGCAGGGUCCCAGCACAGGGCGGCAUGACAUUCGCGCUCAGCUGCUGGAUUAUGUCAUCGAGACUUUCUUUCCUUCUAUUCAACAGGCUUAUAGCAACAGGAAAAACAGGAAUUUGGCUUUUUUCAGAGAGGUGAUGGUGCGAACUGCUAAACUAGUGGCCCAGUGGCAGUGUGUUGGGUUUUGCCAUGGCGUGCUAAACACAGACAAUAUGAGCAUCCUGGGUCUGACUCUGGAUUAUGGCCCCUUUGGUUUCAUGGACAGAUUUGAUCCAGAUUUUGUUUGCAACGCCUCAGACAAAAGAGGGCGAUACUCAUACCAAGCCCAGCCGUCCAUGUGCCGCUGGAACCUGGCUCGCCUGGCGGAGGCAUUGGGCUCUGAGCUGGAUGCAGCCAAGGCCAGAGCUAUCCUGGAUGAAUUUAUGCCCACAUAUGAAACCUUCUACCUGUCUAUCAUGAGGAAGAAAUUGGGCCUUGUGAGGAAAGAAGAGGCAGAGGACAGAGAGCUCAUAUCAGACCUGCUGCAUCUCAUGCACAAUACUGGUGCAGAUUAUACCAACACCUUCCACCUGCUGAGCCGUGUGCCCUGGCCUGAGGAGGGUGAGAGUGAGAGGGCGACAGUCGGGCCAGUAGUGGACCUCAUCCUAGAGCAGUGUGCCUCUAUUGAGGAGCUAAAGGUGGCUAAUAAGCCAACUAUGGAGAACCGUGAGUUGGCGAUGAUUUUGUCCAUGGCACAAACCAACCCAGUCAUGUUUGGCAUGGUGGCAGACAGGCCAGGUGUGUCCCACCAGCUGGACCUAAUGUGCCGACUAAAGGAGCUGCUUGAGACGGAUCAGGAUGAGCUCAAGGAAAAGCAUCAUGAUGACUGGAUUCGCUGGGUUAGCCGAUACAGGAGGCGUUUAACCAGGGAGUGUGAUGGCACAAGUGACUUGUCCCUCAUCAUAAAGGAGAGACUCAAUGUGAUGAACAGCACCAACCCCCGUGUCGUCUUACGCAACUACAUCGCCCAGAAUGCAAUUCAGGCUGCUGAAAAGGGAGACUUCUCUGAGGUCAACAGGGUCCUCAGAGUUCUGGAGAAACCAUAUUCUGAUGCAUUUGGGCUGGAGCCUUUGGAUGGAUCUAAUGCAUGUAGUGAAAACGAGCAGAAAGGCAGGGAACUGACUGUUGGCUACAACAGGAAGUCUCCUUCCUGGGCACAAAAAAUUUGCGUCACUUGAUCCUCAUAGAGCCUCCCAGGUGGCAGAAGGAGAGAGGUCUGCUUUCACUGUUGGACCACAUACAGUAGACCACAGUUGUCAGCGCAAACAAGAUCUGGGUUGUCGGUGUGAAAGGAAAUUAAUGGUUUGGCACUAACAUGUCAGUUUUUCUCUCCACUCCCAUUGUUCCCACGUCUGACUUGGUUUCUCUCCUAGCUGAAGGAGGAUGUUACAGUUUGUAACCCAGUGUGUUCCAGUGUUCAUCAGGAUUGGCAUAGAUUUUGAUUUGUGUGGUCAUUUCAUCCUGUAACUAAUAAUACAACAGCAUCAAAUUUCAAAACAAUUGGUGCAAUCAACAAAGAACAAUUAAAAAGAUUGGUGAUAGUAAAAAGCAGGCAAGUUUUGUCACACCGACAAGAAGUCAAUGCAUUUAGCUGAUGAAGUAUGAUGGCUCAGAUGACCAGUCACAUAAUGACCUGUCUGGGUCUGAAACACCAAGAACACACUCAUAGAACACUCAUGUACUUAAUGAAUAUAUAAGGUCAGCAUCUUCAAUUGUAUAGAAGCAGAAUUAUGUCAAAUUAAAUUCAGUUAGUUUAACAUAGCUGUAUCACAAAUGAGCUCAAACAUGCUACUGUUAGUAACUGAAACCUACUGUAGGAAUAUGAUAUGAUUGGUCAUAUAUCUUUGUAACAGUUUCUCAAUAAAGUCUGUUAAAUAACUGUAGAUGUUUGUUUAAACCUAUAAGAAGACAUAUGUACAUUCCAGCAUUUUCUCAAUAUCGGAAUAAAUGAUUUUCCAA
Thunnus maccoyii (southern bluefin tuna) is the source of this 3277-nucleotide messenger RNA. It is a transcript of the gene selenoo2, whose product is annotated as selenoprotein O2. The transcript has 9 exons. Lineage: Eukaryota; Metazoa; Chordata; Actinopteri; Scombriformes; Scombridae. The record is from RefSeq and is a predicted model, not a curated record. Bases 598 to 2496 code for a protein of 632 amino acids.